AUGAAGUUUAAUCUUAAAACUCUGGCCCUUACAAUAGGGCUGGCCACCUUUGCAUUUUCCAACGUUUCUGAAGCAGCAAAUGCUGCAGAUUAUUAUGUGGGAUCACUACCUGGUCUUCCGGAUCAUGUAAAUUUGAAGUCACAUGCUGGGCACAUAACAAUUGAUGAACUAUCAGAUUCUAAUAUAUUCUUUUGGCUAAUGCAUAAUCGCCAUAUUGCUAACAAAGCUAAAUUAGUUAUUUGGCUCAAUGGAGGUCCUGGUUGGAUUAAUGAGGAUCAAACAUUGAAACCUUUAUAUGGAGGAUGGAAUGAGUUUGCUAAUGUGUUGUAUGUUGAUCAGCCUGUAGGAACAGGAUUUAGUUUCUCAAAACCAAACGCUUAUGUGAAGAACAUGACUCAAGUCACGCAACAAUUCUUAUCGUUCCUUGAUAAAUUUUUUGAAAUUUUUCCAGAAUAUUCUCAAGAUGAUAUGUAUUUGUCCGGAGAGAGCUAUGCUGGGACAUUCAUACCAUACAUAGCAAAUGGAAUUUUGAAACGUAAUAAUGAAAGGAAAACACCUGAUUAUCAAAAGUAUAAUUUACGAGGAAUAGCGAUCGGAAAUGGAUGGAUUGAUCCUAAUACACAAGUUCUUGCGGAGUCACAAUUAAAAGUAUGUAACGAUAUUUUAAAGGGAUCAUCUAAAAUCAAGGUCGAAGAAUGUGAACAAAUUCUUAGCAUAAUUUUGCAGAACUCACGGAAACGUGUUAAAACAGGUCAGACGUGUAUAAAUCAAUACGAUAUCCGAGAUCAUUCUGAUUCAUAUCCUUCUUGUGGGCUUAAGUGGCCAUACGAACUAGCUACUGUCUAUAAAUAUUUGCGUAGGCCUGACGUUGUUAAAUCUCUUCACGCAACUAAGAGACAAGGUUUUUGGAUAGAAUGUAGCAGUUCAGUUAACAUGGGAUUCGAUGGUGAUAAAAGUCCACCUUCUAUAACGAAUAAUACAAAAUUACUUUGGUAUGUUAAUGAUACUCUUGCAGGGCAUAUUGUCACAGAGAGAAAUCUUACAUAUGUUAAAGUAUAUAACGCAAGUCAUAUGGUACCAUAUGAUGUUCCUCUUGUAACUAUGGAUAUGAUGUAUAGAUUUAUGGGAUUGGAUCAUCAUAUAGAAAAAUUUCCAUCAAGGAUCGAGUCGGAAGAACUAAAUAACGAUAAACAAAACGAUUCAGAUUCUGUAAACGAGCAAGAAAUUUGGAAUCGUUAUUAUGAUGCUGGUACUACAACACUUAUAAUCGUUAUUUUUGGUGUAAUUGGAUUGGCUAUAUUCAUAUUUCGAGGAAAAAUUAUGAAAAAAUUCCAGCAUACUAAAGUAGAUACCGAAGAGGAACAAUUUAUUGAUUCAGAUGGUGAUGGAGAUAGCGGUACCGAAGAUAAUCAAAAGUCAGAUGAAAAUAAGAAAAAAUAUAAAGAUGAAGAAGAACAGAUAAAUUAA
Funneliformis caledonium is the source of this 1467-nucleotide messenger RNA. NCBI's taxonomy places the organism in Eukaryota, Fungi, Glomeromycota, Glomeromycetes, Glomerales, Glomeraceae. The record is from the annotation of a GenBank genome assembly.